This is a messenger RNA of Apus apus (common swift), 954 nucleotides long. RefSeq names its product axonemal dynein light chain domain containing 1 (gene AXDND1). Lineage: Eukaryota; Metazoa; Chordata; Aves; Apodiformes; Apodidae. The record is from RefSeq and is a predicted model, not a curated record.
AUGGAGGUGAUGGACAGAGUGUUGGAGAAAGCUGGACUGCAGGACAUGCUGGAGCUGCUGAAGACAGAGCAGAACAUCUACAACAUCAUUUUCCAUGAGCUGAUUCGUCAGGUCAGCGUGGACUGCAUGGAGAGAGGACAACUGCUCUUGAAGGUUCAUAUUUUCUUCCCCCCACCCCUGCUGCAGGCACAGCUAAGUUUUUUGACAGCCUUGGUGAGAAAUAUGGAAGAUGGGUUGUUCAGGGUGCAAAAGCUGAAGCCAGGCUCUCACAGAGCUGAGCUGUGGGUGUUUGGUGACAAGAUUCCUGUGUGGUUGGCCCAGGUGGGUGCAGGAAUGAGCUGUAGAGGCUCCAACCAGCUGCAUGAAGCUGAGAGCAAUGAGAGAUCACAUGUCCCAUAAGAACAGAAGAACUUUUGGAAGAUGAUUCAACAAUGAUUCAUUCCCAUGAAUAAUGAGGUUGAGGAGAACAUCACAUAUCUUAAUGAAAAAGUGACUGAACUGCACCAAAAUCUGUGGCUGGUGAACUUGGUGAGACACAUGAGAGCAGACAAUGUGGAGUCCUGGGGGUGUCCCCCAUGGUGAGAAUCAGGUGCUGAGGUGGAAGAGGAGCUCAGAUUUCUGGAGGCUCCUAAGCUGCAGCACAAAGCUGAGGAGCUGGCUGCAGAGGUGGGCAGACCCUCUGGUUCUGUAAUCAGCUGCUGCCAUGAGAUAGUCAAAGCAAUUGUUUGAAAGAAACAGUCUGAGAUGGAUUUAGAAGCUGGUUUUGAGCUGGAGGAGCUGAGUAAGAGAAAGGCUGAGUGCUGUGCUUGGAUUCAAGCAUGUAGUCUUCUCCUUUCAGAGAUCAAAGGUACUCCUGUGUCCUUUCUGGAUUUAGAAGACCUGAGAAACCUCUUUGGAUCAGAGGUAAAACUGAGAAACCUCUUUGGAUCAGAGGUAAAACUGAGAAGCCUCUAA